AUGUCGACCCUACGCAUCCCCUCGGGUUCGGGCGCCAAUUCCGGCACAUUCAACGCCGCGAAAGGCGCUCUCGCUGGAGCUGGUGUAGGUGCUGCCGCCGGUUCCUCGUCCGGCAACAAGACCACGCCCAAGACAUAUCCAUUCUGGCUGGGAGGAGCGGCCGGUUGCUGCGCAGCCAGCAUCACCCACCCACUCGACCUGACCAAGUACCGCCUGCAAACCGCCACGGUCAAGCAAGGCAUGUUCCGCACCAUCCUGCUCUCGGUGCGCAGUGAAGGCAUCACCAGUCUCUGGCACGGCCUCACCGCAACGUUGCUGCGCCAGUUCACCUAUUCUGUCACGCGCUUUGCCGUGUACGAAGACAUGAAGACGCGCGUCACCUCGCGUUCGGGCAAGGCGCCGACGACGGGCGAGCUAGCGCUGUGCUCCGGCACGGCUGGCGCUGUCGCCGGCGUCGUGGGUAAUCCGGCGGAGAUCGUGCUGGUGCGCAUGUGUUCCGACCUCAACUUGCCCAAGGAUGCACGCUACGGGUACCGCAACUGCGUCGACGGCCUUGUGCGCAUUGUGAAGGACGACGGUGCAGCUACACUGUUCCGCGGUCUCUCGCCCAACGUGUUCCGCUCGGUGGUGAUGAACAUCUCGCAGCUCGGAUCGUAUGACCUGUUCAAGGGUAUUCUGCAGAAACUCGACGUACUCCCCGACGGACCCGUCCUGCAAACCGCAGCCAGCUUCUGCGCCGGCACGCUCAGCACGACGCUCUGCACCCCCAUCGACGUCGUCAAGUCGCGCGUCCAGAACCUCAAGAAGGGCGCCGGUGCCAAUGUGGGCGUCUCGCAUGUCAUCCGCGAAGCACUGGCCAAGGAUGGACCCACGGUAUUCUUCCGCGGCUGGACCCCGGCCUGGUUGCGCUUGCAGCCCCAGACAACCCUGCUGUUCCUCUUCUUCGAGCAGUUCAAACAGCUCGUGGAUAAGAGGAGGGAAGCCAAGAGCGGUGGCGACGUGCGCACCAACAACUGA
Molecule: messenger RNA, 1017 nt
Organism: Sporisorium graminicola
Lineage: Eukaryota; Fungi; Basidiomycota; Ustilaginomycetes; Ustilaginales; Ustilaginaceae
Exons: 2
Coding region: 1-1017 (338 amino acids)
Biological process (GO): oxaloacetate transport; succinate transmembrane transport; malate transmembrane transport
Molecular function (GO): oxaloacetate transmembrane transporter activity; antiporter activity; malate transmembrane transporter activity
Source: RefSeq, a predicted model, not a curated record